Molecule: messenger RNA, 1278 nt
Organism: Lodderomyces pseudojiufengensis
Lineage: Eukaryota; Fungi; Ascomycota; Pichiomycetes; Serinales; Debaryomycetaceae
Exons: 1
Coding region: 1-1278 (425 amino acids)
Source: RefSeq, a predicted model, not a curated record
AUGAAUAUUCCUCCUUUUAGACCAUAUGGUGGGGAAGAUUAUAGAGUAGUUAGUGAUUUAUCAAGAUUUGAUCAUGAAAAUAAUACACCAAAACUACGAUCAAGAAAUACAACACCAACAAAUACUGAAAUUACACAAUCUUCAAAAUUAACAAUUGAUACAAUAAUACCUUUAUAUUCAAGUAAAAUAGAUCAAGGACAACAUCCUUAUCAACAAAUUUAUGAUCAUACAACUAACACGGAAAGAAAAAAAUCAAUACGACCUAAACAUAUUUCAGUUGCAAUACAAGUACCUCAAGAUCAUUUUAAACCAAAACCUAAACCACCACCGAAAGAUUUUGUAAGAAGAUCUAGAUCAGAAAAGGAAUUUUUACCUUAUCCGGCAUCAAUUAAUGAACCAAAUCUUGAAAUACCUCCACAACCUCAACCACAACCACUACUAGAACAACAAGCUCAAUUACAACCUCACCAAAUACAACAAUAUUCAAAACCUCAAGAACAUGUAAAAUUCCAACCUCAACAGUUUGUAAACAAUGAUUCUGCAAGUAUACUAUCAAGACAAAAACAAUUAGAACAUGAUUUAGUUAAAACAGUAAUGAAUCGACCUUUAAUUUCUUUUAAAGCUGAUAGAUUUGGAGAACAAUAUCAUGGUCAAUAUAUAACAAUAACAAUAAAUUUUUUAUUAUAUUUAUUUGAAAUUUGUUGUAGUAUUAUAGAAAUUGUUUUAUCAUCAGUUUUAUUAGAACAUGAUACUCACAUUGCAAUUGGAAUUUAUAGAUAUUUUAUUGCUGAUGGUAUAAUAUCAUUAAUUAUUUCAUUAUUAUUUAUUUUAAAAGCUGUUAAUUAUGAAAAAAGAAAUGGAAAUUUUUAUUGUUUAGUUGCAACUAUUAUAAAAUUAGUUUCAUUUAUUUUAAUUAUUUCAUAUGUAUUUCCAACAAAUAAUUCAGGAAAUAAUAAAAUUUGGCUGAUUAGAAGAGCCGUGGGGUCAUUUAUUAUAAUUUCUACAUUUUUAUGGAUUGUUAAUUUAAUUAUGUUCUUAACUACUUUAUAUAUAUCGAGAUUAAAUUUAUUGGAGGAAUUAAAUUUUGAUUAUGGUCGAAAAGGAUUAGAUGAUGAGUUUAAUAAAGGAAGAAAGAGUGAAAAAGAACCGCAUUAUGAAGAAGAAGAAGAACCAUUAAAAGAAUUUUAUUUAAACGAGAAUGGUGAAAUGUAUGAAUUAAAUGAACAUGAUAAAAAUUUAUAUAAAGGUAAAAAUAAGAUCUUGGUUUAUACAUUUUAG